Nematostella vectensis (starlet sea anemone) is the source of this 1098-nucleotide messenger RNA. RefSeq names its product ubiquitin-conjugating enzyme E2 A. Gene Ontology annotation, molecular function: ubiquitin conjugating enzyme activity. Lineage: Eukaryota; Metazoa; Cnidaria; Anthozoa; Actiniaria; Edwardsiidae. The coding region runs from base 82 to 540 and encodes 152 amino acids. Gene Ontology annotation, biological process: protein polyubiquitination; DNA repair; proteasome-mediated ubiquitin-dependent protein catabolic process. The transcript is spliced from 6 exons. Gene Ontology annotation, cellular component: HULC complex. The record is from RefSeq and is a predicted model, not a curated record.
GUCACACUAUUGCGCGUUUCUGCUCUUAACAGGAGAAUCUAGUUUCCCUUGUCUCAUUUCUAAAAAGACACCAAUAAAGCGAUGUCUACGCCGGCAAGACGACGGCUUAUGAGAGAUUUUAAAAGGAUCCAAGAUGACCCUCCGGCAGGAGUUAGUGGGGCUCCAACAGAAAAUAAUAUUAUGAUUUGGAAUGCUGUUAUAUUCGGACCAAACGACACACCGUUCGAAGACGGAACGUUCAAGUUACAAAUGAUUUUUACAGAGGAAUAUCCAAACAAACCUCCGUCUGUUCGUUUCUUGUCUAAAAUGUUUCACCCAAAUGUUUAUGCGGAUGGUGGCAUCUGUUUAGAUAUUUUACAAAACAGAUGGAGUCCCACUUAUGAUGUAUCUGCUAUCCUAACAUCUAUACAGUCCCUAUUAGACGAGCCAAACCCCAACAGUCCGGCAAACAGCUUGGCCGCACAACUUUACCAGGAAAAUAGAAGAGAGUACGAAAAGAAAGUUAGUGCUAUAGUGGAAACAAGUUGGAUGAAUGACUGAUACUGCUGUUACGGCUCUACUGAGCACCUCUGCACUUGCAGAUUCCUGUUCUGCUUAGCCAAUUCCCCUCUAGAUUUUCUUUCUAAUUUUUUUCCCUCAGCCAUUACAGAAAGUUUGGUGUGGUACUCUGUUGCUGUUUGGUCACUAUUCGCAUAUUCAAAGGCUUAUUCUUCUUACAGUAUGUCAUGGCAUAAGUUGAGCAGAUAUCAAUUAUAACAAACAAAAGUCCCAUAUUUCAAACAAAAUUCUCAUAUUUUAUCAUUACCUUUAUUACAACUUGUCACUUAAAUACAACUUGCCACUGUCAAUAUUUCAGUACUGGGUUGUUUCUGUGAUAUUUUCAGCAGUAAACUGUUUUGUAAUGGCCAAUUUUGGUUCUCUUAACUUAAGAGAAUGCUGUACAAAAUAAUUUGUUAUAAAUUUAUUGUUGGGUGUAUAGUGUAGUGCGUUAGAUUGUCAAGAAUCUUUGUUGGGUUUCUAUAUUCUGGCAUGGCAAAUGUAAAUACAAUUAGGCACAGUGUUUAGACUGUCAAAUAAAUAUUAAUUAUUGACUUGUAA